Messenger RNA from Prosopis cineraria, 1307 nucleotides. Its product is annotated as protein S-acyltransferase 11. Lineage: Eukaryota; Viridiplantae; Streptophyta; Magnoliopsida; Fabales; Fabaceae. Gene Ontology annotation, molecular function: palmitoyltransferase activity. The record is from RefSeq and is a predicted model, not a curated record.
AUGGCGGAAGGGACCUCCAACGAUGACUUAUUGAGGGCGCCGGAAGCCAUUACAUCCUCCGAGUGUAAUAAGCUCGUUAUCGUUGCUUCUGUUCAAGAGCAAUAUGUAACUGCGGUUACAGACAAUUACGAGACCACUUGCUGGGGUUGCGGACUGCGCCAACCACUCCCAUCUUGUACAUCUGUUUUCAAAUGUGUCUGGUGUGGGGCCAUAAAUCAAAACAAGCAAAAAAGUGACAACAAGUGCUUUAAAUGGAGAAGACUUCGUGAUCGAUGCAUUGUUCCUGUUGUCAUCACGUUUAUGCUCUUUGUGAUAUUUGGAGGUGUGUGGGCAAUAUACCCCUUUGUCCUUUCUUUCAGUCUUUUUGGGAUUACUCACUGCAUCAUAACAGCAACCUUGUCCAUAUCCACCAUUUCCUUUUUCAGCCUUGCAGCAUUUAAGUGUGCAGGCACGCCCCCGAAUAUAUUGUGGGGAAGCUACCCUACUGUUGGGAAAGGGUACCUUGAAAACUACACUUUCUGUCACUACUGUUCAAAACCAAAGGCACCUGGAACUCAUCAUUGCCGUUCAUGUGAAAAAUGUAUUCUGGACAUGGAUCAUCACUGCCCCUUUAUUGGGAACUGUGUUGGUGCAGCUAAUCACCGUGACUUCAUUGCCUUCCUCAUUUCAGCUGUGAUCAGCACACUCUAUGUUUCAAUCAUGUCUGCAUAUACAAGCUUUCUAAUAUGGCCGUCUGUGACAUACCCCCCCCUUGGGGGCAUCAAAGGGAUUACUAGAAGAGAUCUGGUUUGGAGAGCCAUGAAUGAAAUUAUUUCUGCUCUCCUCAAAUCUGUUCUGCUUCUACCCACAAGAGGGCUUGUUCUUGUAUAUCUGUUCUUUUCAAGCCUUUCAGUGCAAAUAGGACUCAGUGUUCUUCUGUGGCAGCAGCUUUCUUACGUGUAUGAGGGAAAACCUUAUUUGAGCCACUUGAGUUCACAGGCAGAUAAAUCAGAAGGGAAGAAAGAUUGUCAAAAUUUUGUUAGAUUCUUUGGUUUCCCAUAUUAUAUGACAAGAUUUUUGCCAAACUUCCGUAUGGGUAGGAAGAAGCACACAAAGUGAAACCAGCAUUGGUAUGUAUUACUAGAUAAGACUUGUUUUCAUUCUUGUGAGAAUUCAUGUCACGGUAUUCUAUUUUGUUUUUAAGAUCUGUAUGUCAGAUUGUCACUGUAUGAUUGACAUCACUGUAGGAAACAUACCCACUUGUUAUUUCAAUGAGGAAAGGCCUCUCUCAAAGUCCAACUUUAUUUAUGUAAAUAAUGAUUGUAUUA